AAUUGAGGAAGAGUAUAAAAUUAAAAUCAGGCUAGAAUCUAGUUGACGAUCCUUACCAAAGUGACAAAUGGAAGAUCAUAGAGCCUCCCUUCUCAAAGCAACAGAUGAGAAGCUGCAGCUGUAUAAGCAGGCCUUCUCUGCAGACAGUAAAGUGCCAUUCUGGGACUUGGUUGUGCUGACAGCUGGUAAUGAGGAGCAGAAGAAGUCAUUCCAAGAGCAGAUAGAGAUCAAAACAAAGCGCAAAGAGAUACCCACUUCUGUUAGGUACCUGGUGUUCUGUGACCCCCCAGGGGCCAAGAUAGGCAAUGGAGGGGCGACAAUGCAUGUGCUGCAGGAGUUGGAACAGCUGCUUGGCUGGGAGAAGAUGAAAAUUGCCAAGGUGCUCCUGGUCCAUGCUGGAGGCUACAGUCAGCGGCUGGCCAGUGUCAGUGCUGUGGGGAAGGUGUUCAUGACUCUACCAUGUGGCGAGUCGCUAGGUAAUUAUCAGAUGCUUGAUGUCCUGCUAAUAAUGUACGCUGACCUUCCCACAAGAAUGAGCCCUGGGGUGUUUCUGGUUUCUUCCGAUGUUCUCUUUCUCUACAACGGAAUAGGAGAUUGGAACAUGCGUGAGCCGGGGGUAACGGCCAUAGCCCAUCCUGCCCCCCUUGACCUUUGCACCAACCACGGUGUCUUUGUGUUCAAGGACGUCAAUGAAGUGUGGGACAAAUACAACAAAGAUCGUUCCCGUCCAGCUUGUAUGGGUGAGGUCAGUCGGUUCUUGCACAAGUGCAGCUUGGAGGCGGUGAAGAAGGGUGGUGGUCUCAUACCCGGCCAGAAUCAGAUCUAUGUGGACCUGGCUUAUUGGUUUGACUUUGACACUGUCAAAAAAAUGAUCAAGUUCUACUCUGACCACCAACCUCUUGACUGUGAGAUUGAUGCUUAUGGUGACUUCCUACAAGCACUGGGGCCAGAGGCAACCCCUGAGUAUUGUGAGCGUACGGGUCAUGUGUCCGUUGCCACGGAAACCCUUGUUGAGACCAGGAAGAAACUGUACCAGGUGCUUAGGGACACUCCCUUCAGAGCAGUCGUAUUAAAUGAGGCCCAGUUCAACCACGUCGGAACCACGAAAGAGUAUCUUCAUCAUCUCUGCUACAACCACACUCUGAUGGAGUCCCUGCACUUCAAGACGGAGACCACAGUACAAAGUAUCUCAAACACUGACCAAGAAUCGGAGAAGGAGCCAACAGAAAAGAGAAUGAAGUUGGAGCCAUUCCAGAACUGUGCGAUCAUGUGCUCUCAGUUGAACAACAGGGAGAGUAUACAAAUAGGGCCGGGGAGUGUGGUGGAGUACUGUGUGGUUGGUGAGGGGGUAAAGAUUGGGACCAACUGUGUUCUGAGUGGACUCACCAUCCCCGCUGACUCAGCAGUUCCAGACUCCUCCUUUCUACACACUCUACCAGUGAGCGUGGACGAGAAAACCUGUUACACAACAUUUGCUUUUGAUAUUUCGGACAGCAUGAAGACGUGUACAGAUCCCCCAUUGGACUUGCCAUUCUGCACCCUCACAGUGGGAGAGGCCAUUAAGCGUCUUUUGCCAGAUGAUCCUGACUUUGUGGUGUGGCCAAAUAAGACUUCGAAGUGCUCCCUGUGGAAUGCUCGCCUCUUCCCUGUGUUCCCUAACAGGGAGCUCUCCUCACAGUUUGCAAUUGAAACAAUCAGGUGUCUCAAGGACACCACUCAGAAACCACCUCAAAUGGAUGUGAAGGGUUUGAGGAUGUUCUCUGUACUGGACAUGCUGCAGAACAAGUCACUGAAGACUCUCCUAUCUUACAGCAAUCAAUUACGAGAAUACAGCUAACAUUGACACUUAUCUUUUACUAUUUUUGGCCCUGGACGUAAUUUGUGCUACGUAUGAACAAAACCAGAAGUACAUGACAAAACAUAGAUAAAAUAAACUAUUCUAAAA
Molecule: messenger RNA, 1945 nt
Organism: Halichondria panicea
Lineage: Eukaryota; Metazoa; Porifera; Demospongiae; Suberitida; Halichondriidae
Product: fucose-1-phosphate guanylyltransferase-like
Exons: 17
Coding region: 68-1837 (589 amino acids)
Molecular function (GO): transferase activity, transferring phosphorus-containing groups
Source: RefSeq, a predicted model, not a curated record